AGGAGGGGAUUGCUGCCUCGAGGCAUGAGUGUUAAGUUGCGUUAUCUUCUGCAAAAGAGGUGAACUUUUAAAGUUGAACCGAAGUUUGCUUUGCGAUUUGCGUGGGGUUCCUCUCGACUGGAAGCUUCGGAAUGCAAUGACUGCAACACAGAAGUGUCCCUUCAAGUCCCUGAAGAAAGAAUCCUGCUGAGUUGCACCAUUAAUGACUGAAUGGACUCUGCUGGGAAGGCUUGUCCUCACACCAUGACAGCUGAUGAGUCAGAAGCUGGAGAGUUAGCUCUGGAGCCUCUCCUCACUUGCAAGCUAUGUCUGUGUGAAUAUUCCCUGGAUAAGAUGACCACUCUUCAGGAAUGCAGCUGCAUCUUUUGUACAGCGUGUCUGAAACAGUACAUGGAGCUGGCAAUUCAAGAAGGUUGUGGUUCCCCUAUCACAUGUCCAGACAUGGUAUGCUUGAAUCAUGGGACACUACAAGAAGCAGAGAUUGCCUGUUUGGUUCCUGUUGACCAGUUUGAGUUAUACAAGCGGUUGAAGUUUGAACGAGAAGUCCACUUGGACCCCCAGAGAACGUGGUGCCCCACGGCUGACUGCCAAACAGUGUGCCAGGUCGCACCGAGCGAGUCGGGAGCGCCGGUGCCGGUGGAGUGCCCUGCCUGCCACCUGACCUUCUGCUCCUCCUGCAAGGAGCCCUGGCACGGGCAGCACCUCUGCCAGGAAAGCCAAAAUACUCCACUGCCAACAGAGCAGGGAUUCCUUAUUGGAGCAGAGACAGAGGCACCAAUUAAGCAGUGCCCCGUUUGUCGAAUUUAUAUUGAGCGGAACGAGGGCUGUGCUCAGAUGAUGUGCAAGAACUGCAAGCACACAUUUUGCUGGUAUUGUCUACAGAACCUGGAUAAUGAUAUUUUCCUACGACAUUAUGACAGAGGCCCUUGCAGAAACAAGCUGGGCCACUCACGAGCUUCAGUGAUGUGGAACAGAACACAGGUUGUGGGGAUCCUCGUGGGACUAGGUAUCAUAGCACUGGUGACCUCCCCCUUGCUGCUUGUGGCAUCUCCAUGCAUCAUCUGUUGCAUUUGCAAAUCUUGCCGGAGCAAAAAGAAAAAGCCCAGCCUGCCGACUACCUAAAACUCUGUGUCUUUUUGAGUCUCCAUCUGUACAAUAUAUGUAUGUGAGAAAGCACAAAGCUUGUGUUUUGGUGCCAUACCUACCAAAUAAUGCUCCCUUUUUUUUGCCAAUUCUUGGGAUAAGUGCCUAUUCUUUACAGGCUACUCUUAUCACUAAAAAAUCCUGGUAGGGAAAAAGUCUAGAUUAUUAUGCAGUACAUAUGGUGUAGGUUUUUGCUUCCUGACAGGGAAAAGAGGACACCAUUGAGUACUUCAUACCAUAAAUAUGAUCCACCAUUCAAGACUGAUAGAACAUUCCCAUUUUCCAUCAGCUGCACAUGACUUGAUCGUGCUGCAUUACUCUGGCUUUGCAGAUCCAGUUGUUACAGUCAUGCUUGCUGUUGGUUCUUGGUGACGCUCAGAUUUCUCAGAAAAUUUUGGGUCUUUUUGUAAAAGAGGGAGAAG
Molecule: messenger RNA, 1565 nt
Organism: Ficedula albicollis (Collared flycatcher)
Lineage: Eukaryota; Metazoa; Chordata; Aves; Passeriformes; Muscicapidae
Gene: RNF144B
Product: ring finger protein 144B
Exons: 9
Coding region: 211-1122 (303 amino acids)
Biological process (GO): ubiquitin-dependent protein catabolic process; protein polyubiquitination; positive regulation of proteasomal ubiquitin-dependent protein catabolic process
Cellular component (GO): cytoplasm; mitochondrial membrane; ubiquitin ligase complex
Molecular function (GO): ubiquitin protein ligase activity; zinc ion binding; ubiquitin conjugating enzyme binding
Source: RefSeq, a predicted model, not a curated record